AUGGAUAAGGACGUGUGUGGAACGUUAAUUCCUUUAAGGAACGUGAUUUUCAAUUCGGACGAUGGUGUAAGCUAUCAAUUUACAAAUGAUGAUGAUUUCAAAAAGCACUGUGAUAAUGAAAAUUGUGUUGGUGAUACCGAUAAAAUUAAUGCUAGAUGUUUACAUAUUUUUGAUGCAUUCUUUAAGGAUAAGUCUACGUUUGAAAAUGAUGCAAAAGGAAACAUCUAUAUUGUUCAAUACAUUUUGAUAUGGUUAAGUUAUGUGUUAAGCCUGAUCGAAAGUGGAGAAAACGACAGUAUAGGCUCUUUUUAUAAAAACUAUAUAAAUGAAGGUAAUAAGUACAAUAAUAAUAUAGAUUAUAUUGCUGGUUAUAAGAGUUAUAAGGAUCUUAUAGAUAAAAAUAAAUAUAUUUUAAGUAUGGAUAAGAGCAUUAUAUAUAAAUUAUAUGAUGCAUUUAGUACAUUAUGUGACAUAUAUAUUGAGGUUGAUGCAAAUGAAAGCAACUCAAAUUGCGAGAAAUCUUCUGAAAAAACUAAUCAAUUUGUUGAAACAUAUAAAAAAAUUAUCAUAGAUCAUAACAUUGGUGAAAAUAUUCGCUAUUUUUAUGUAUUGAUUAAUUUAUUAACUGAUUAUGACAAUUUAAAAACAAAAUGUAAAAAAUUUCCAUCCACUCCAGAUAUAAAAAAAAUAAUUUCUGAAGCUACAUCAAGUUCGAUAACAAGCAAAUUAAUUCCAAUUUUAUCGAUAUUAGUUGCAAUACCAAUUUUCUUGGGAAUUGCUUAUAAGUAUUCGUUAUUUGGAUUUCGGAAACGAUUUCAAAAACAAAAAUUAAGAGAAAAGCUAAAAAAAUAA
Plasmodium yoelii is the source of this 852-nucleotide messenger RNA. Its product is annotated as PIR protein. NCBI's taxonomy places the organism in Eukaryota, Apicomplexa, Aconoidasida, Haemosporida, Plasmodiidae. The record is from RefSeq and is a predicted model, not a curated record. The coding region runs from base 1 to 852 and encodes 283 amino acids. The transcript is spliced from 3 exons.